AUGAAUAAUGCAAUCGCUAAAGUAACAAGUGGAAGCAAACGGGAUGCAAUGCCUUUACUUGAUAUUUCCCUUGAAGAGUCAAUUGUUGAUACAAAUCCAGCUGAGAUCCCAGCGAUUCGCAUCGAACAACCAUCAACUGCAACAGCGAAUGGAAAUUGUACAUAUGAUCCCGCAACACAUCUGCGUGCGAAACUAAGGUAUUUUUUCAUGUCGCCAUGCUGGAAAUGGCAUUUAAAACGACAAUUCCCUUGGAAAGCUUGGUUUCAAUUUGUAAAAAUCAUUAUUGUCACUGCUCAGUUAAUAUUGUUUGGUAUCGAAAGACAAACUCAUGUGGUAUUUAUAUCCGAAAGCAAUACGACAUUCCAUCAUUUAUUCGUACGUGAUUGGAGCUCAAGUCUCGAAACAUUACCAUACCCACGUGCAUCAGGAGACUUUGCUGUUUAUACCGCGAGUGAAUUCCUUGAUUCGAUUAAUUAUCCUAUUCGUCGUUUUUACAAUCUAACUGAUAUAUCAUUAGGUUUGUUCGAUUUUCACGAUCAUUCUGUGCAAAAACCGUUCACGACGGACAAUGAUACCAGUGAACGGUUUGUUACUUUAUGUAUGAAUCAAUUUAAAACCUGCCGCAUUGAUCCAAGCUCCCAUGCAUAUAUUUUGGACAGCGAGGUUGAAAAUGUUUGUUUUACAUUCAAUGCAACUGUUGAUUUCGAUGUGGAAAAGUAUCUGACCGAUGAGCAUAAUACAACGAUCAGCUACUGUGGAUUGAACGAGUUAACACUUGAAUUUGUUAUUCAUGCAAUUCAGUUAAAAAAUCAGAAACCUUUUAGUCUGCCGGAUUGUUAUCAUUUUCUAAUCAAAAUUACCUUUGAUAACAAUGCGCGAACAGGUAAAAUUCGUCAACAUUUGAAUUCGCAAGCACACUUUCGUACCUGUAAUCGACAACUUAUCAAUCACCAUUCAAGUUGGACGUUUAUUCGUCGAGAUUUGUUAAUUAUAUUCGAUAGUAUCGUACUAUUUAUCAGUACUAUUUCGCUCAUUCUUUGCGUCAGAUCGUUGUGGCAUGGUCACUGCUUAUGUAAAGAAAUCCGCUUGUUCUACGCAACAGAACGCAACCGUGAGAAACCAUUGACAUGGAGAGAAUUGCAAGUUUUCUAUUCAUUAUGGUACUUUCUGAUGGUGCUAACUGAUCUAAUGGUCAUUGCGGGAACGGCGAUUAAGGUGGCCAUUCUAUGUAAAGCCACGGAUGAAUAUGAUGCUGCUGGUUUACUACUUGGCUUAAGCAGUCUCUUCUCUUGGAUAAGUUUUCUUCGAUAUUUAUCAUUUUUUCGUAAAUACAAUCUACUAUUUAUUACAAUUCAAAAGGCUCUACCACUAUUACUUCGUUUUCUCUUUUGUGCAAUUAUUAUCUAUUGUGGCUUUAUGUUUUGUGGAUGGAUUGUCUUAGGUCCGUAUCAUUCGAAAUUUCGAACACUAUCAACAACCUGUGAAACAGUUUUUGGAUUAAUUAAUGGUGAUGAUAUGUACACAACAUUCGCUAAUAUUGAAACUGAAUCAAUUUAUAUUUGGGUUUUCUCAGAGAUUUACUUGUAUUCAUUUUCAUUUCUAUUUAUUUACGUUGUUUCCAGUUUAAUUAUUGCAUUGAUUAUUGAUGGAUAUGAAACAGUGAAGGAGUAUUACACUUGUGGUUUUCCUAAAAGUCGUUUACAAAAAUUCAGUGAAGAAGAUAUUUCCGAACUAGCCAAUAAUCAGGAUUGGCAGGAUUUAACAACAGCUAUACAAUCACGAUCAGUUUGCUUACCGUGCUGUUUCAAAGCUCCGAAAGAACUUGCAGAAAUAGCAGCAAGAGAUACACAGCUCAUUCACCAUCUAAGAACACUUGAAUAA
This is a messenger RNA of Adineta ricciae, 1881 nucleotides long. NCBI's taxonomy places the organism in Eukaryota, Metazoa, Rotifera, Eurotatoria, Adinetida, Adinetidae. The record is from the annotation of a GenBank genome assembly.